Molecule: messenger RNA, 705 nt
Organism: Jaminaea rosea
Lineage: Eukaryota; Fungi; Basidiomycota; Exobasidiomycetes; Microstromatales
Exons: 1
Coding region: 84-542 (152 amino acids)
Source: RefSeq, a predicted model, not a curated record
GUCGCGCGCUGUACGACGUGCGCGUGUGUGGGAAACAGACCAGCUAAUUUGCAAGCAGGACGCUGCAGGAGCAAAUCGAGCUCAUGAUCCUGCAGCGUCGCAACCUCGCUCGCUGCUCGAUAUGGUAUUUCGUGCGUCGCUUUCUCGAGCUUCGUGGGCCAGCAGCGUGGGGCACCGCAUCGUUGCUGCAAGCGGACGUAAAAAAAGAAGUGAUUGCAAAGGGGCGACGCCAGGUCCCGCAGCCCAAUUUGAAAAGUCGAGAUGUAGUCAAGUGGGAUGAAGGAGCGUCAAGCGAAAGCCUCCAACGCAAGGUUCAUCCAGGCGACCAACUCAACGCCGGACGCCCCGAUCGUGUGACGGCGACCAAGCCACGGAACAGAUGGCGCUCAAAGGAAGACCGGUGGCUUCGACGACGCAGGCUGCCGCCGAUCAGCCACCUCCUUGAUCACCUCACUCUUCAAUUCUCACAGCCCUCUCCGCCGGAAUCUAGUCCGACUGAGAUACAAAGAGUCGAUCGCCGCGGCCGGCAUCGAUCUCAUUGAAGCGGCGAACGAGGUCGGUGAUAGGUGAGCACCGGGAGGAGCAGGGAGGGAGAAAGAUGUUCCAAAGGUUCUGAGGAAGGCUACGUGGGGAGGUCAUGGCGCGACGCGUGGCUUGAUCGUGGUGGCCGCGUCGAGUCACCACCCUCUGCCUCGGACUCCGUCG